UACAGUGGCAAUUGCGGAAAUCAACACUGUGUUUAACAAAUGGAAAAAAAAGAGAAUUGAGAUAAUCAAAUUCAUGCGAGGAAUUGUAUGUCUACUCAAAGAAAGGCAACAAAAUGUAAACAUCGCUAGAGCAUCUGGAACAUCUGCCGGUGUUGCCGGUGGAAUAAUGUCCAUUGUCGGCUUUGCUUUGAUUCCCGUUACCUUCGGAGCAUCUCUAGGUCUCAUAAUAGCCGGAACUACUAUGGGAGUAGCCGGAGCAUUGACCAACACUGGAGCAUCAAUAAUGUUGACAGUGAAGAACAAAACUACGGCACAAGACGUUCAAAGGGCGAUGGAUGAAGAUAAGAAACUGAGCAAAGAACUGUUUGAAGCGAUGCAACAUUUGCGAGAAUUUUCUGCUAUUGAUCUAGAUGCUGCAGAGAGUGUUCUACCGACAAUGGCUAGGAGCGCAACGCAGAUCGCCUUUAGCGUACUUGGCACAGUCGAUGAUAUCGCUGCCGGGUUGACCAAAGGAGUUGCCGUGUCCGCAUUACGGAUAACGGGGAUAGUUUUUACUAGCGCAUUUCUUGCAGUGGACAUCGCCACGUUGGUGAGCGUGGGAGUUGAUAUUGCCAAAGGGAAUCCAACAAAAGUCGGAAAAAAUUUCGAAAUUAUAGCGAAUGACCUUAAAAUCGGACUAAUUAGAAUGAUCAAACAAAAUGAUGAGCUGAACUCAAUAAAUACAACUAAUGAACAAGAUAAUGGCAACAAUAGCGACACAUCUUAAAAUCUUAUUUACGAGCACGGGUUUUAAACUGGUAUAUAAACAUUUAUUUAUGUUGGAAAUGCAGAAACGUCUAACGCCCCAUACAAUCCCAGGCCAUUUAAAAGAACAAGAAGGGAUAUGACAUCAGCCAUACUUUCGGCCAAUUUCAUUAGAAGGGAGAGAUGAAAGGGCACGUGGAGGUAGUAGAGUGAUAUGAGAGGUGAGAGGAAGGCAGGUAUUUUUAUUUAUUUAAAUUCGGUAAGGCCCACUGAGCUAUUAAGUUAUUUUUCAGAAGCGACUUGGCCACAAGUAAUAGCUCGCCAAAAUGUAUAGCAGCCAAAUAACCUAAACGCAUGUUUCUAAACGUGGAGGGAAAAACCAGAGGACCCGGAGAAAAAUACACGCGCCCACGAGGAAAACAUGCAAAUUCCAAAUAUACAGGUGUCAGGGUCUCGAUCGAACCCACGAUUACCUAUGUACCGGGUGAGGUUAACAUCUCGCCAACGUGGCACCCAGGUACUAGGAAACAAGAUACCGAGUGUAAUCUUUGCAUUCAUCCAGGAUUACAUUGGCAGCCAGUGGAGUGAUUAGAUAUUGAGGUGAUGUGUCAAUUAGAAUCCACCUUAAUCAUUAUUAUUCAUUAAUAGUACAUGUUUUUGGGUUAGAUCGCGUAAGUAUAAGUCUAACGAAAUAUUUAAAUCAUGUAAAAAAAACGCUACAAUUAAAUGGCUACAAUAAUGUUCAUAUUAACAGAGCAGUUAAUGUCAAACCAAGAUCGAACAGCAAUACUGCUGAAAGCAAUACAUUUAUUACAAUAAAAUACCAUAUACUGUGGGAGAAACUGACAAACUAGUUAGAGUUGUGGAAAAACAAAAAAUAAGAGAAAGAUUUGGCACAGUACACAAAAUUCAAAAACUAGCAUAUUGUACUAAAGAUGAAUUGCCUAAGUUAGCAACAGAAGGUGCUUAUGUGGCAGAUGUGAUAUUGGACAGACGGGACAUAACAUUCACAUAAGACUUAAAGAAUAUCAAAGAAAUAAUACAUUUCCUCAAACACAACUUUCGGCAGUUGCAGAACAUUCUUGCCAAUAAGGACACUCAGUUGAUUUGGAUAAGGUUGAAGUGUUUUGUAAAACGAAUUAUUACUGGCCGAGACUAAUUUGAGAAACUAUUGAAAUUGAGAGAAAUACAAAUCAUUUUAACCGUUCUCACAGUUACAAUCUUAGUGCAGUCUAGAAGCGUAUUAUUAAGUAAUAAAUUUUACAACUGUAUUCCUUAUAGAGAAAACACAUGCUAAUUAACUGAUCAAUAAUCUAUUAUAUAAUUAUAAUAAACCCCCUCCUCCGCCUCUGAUAUCUGCACUUGUUGGGUUCAGUGAUGACGUCACCUUGCUAUAUUUAAGACCGGAAGCAGGUGGAUUGCUUCACUAUUCUGGCAAAUCGCCCGAUGAUGCUGGAUGUAAUUGCCAGCGAAACGGCGUACUCAAAUUGUAAAUGUGGAUUUACUCUCUAACAUACCGGUGGGCUGAAGUAGUAACUAAGUGGUGCGCUGUUUACAUAACAAACCUUUCUGGCUGUGUUGGGUGGUGGAGGGUUAUGACACAUUUAUACUUACACAUUUUAACCCAAAAACCUUUAUGAAUGUUGGUCACGAACACCAACGUGUUAAACAUUAUUCAUAGUUUAAUGUAGGGUAUGAUUCGUAAAGGGCGCUUCCUGUUAAGAUGUUACACCGUGUAUCAUAGGACGGUUCAACGCAAAUUCUUGUGAUCUAUAUUGGAAGUGGUUCCCAAAAUGUAGCUUGCCAUGUAUCCUUUUUCCAGACCUAUAUUAUCUCUAUAUUCCCCUCAACCAGCAUAUAUAGUGAAAUAUGGAACAUUUUCUUUUAUUUUUAAUGCAGGCAGACCUCGCUUAGUGCUUGAGAUACGUUAAUAAAUAAUUAAGCACUCAUCGAAUGUGUGCUAAAAGGGGUCAUUACACCCAAUGCAUAUAUGGGGAUGCGUUCUUGACAGCGUUAUUUUUUGUUCAGCCUAUAUGAGGGCUUCAUUUGGUUAUGUGUAAUAGUGCUAAUAAUAGAAAUGGUAAACAUUGAUAAAUAAAUAUCAAUAACAUCAGUCAAUAUCAUGCAAUGUACUCACGGGUUCAUUCGGCUGUACUCCUCCAACAAGGCAGCAGUGGGGCAGCUGCUGCACUCCCAAUCUGGGUCACUCUCAGAGAAGAGCUCCGGGACCUCCGUGGUCUUAGUGAUACCCUCUGUCUACACUUCUGU
Molecule: messenger RNA, 3012 nt
Organism: Lethenteron reissneri (Far Eastern brook lamprey)
Lineage: Eukaryota; Metazoa; Chordata; Hyperoartia; Petromyzontiformes; Petromyzontidae
Biological process (GO): lipid transport; lipoprotein metabolic process
Cellular component (GO): membrane; extracellular region
Molecular function (GO): lipid binding
Source: RefSeq, a predicted model, not a curated record